GUCUAGUCUUGAACAUGGCUUUCUUGAUAGCGAUCGGCAUUUUUAUUAUAUUUAUAAUAUAUAUUUUGUAUAAAGAGGAUUCUAAACCGAUAUUCGGUGUAUAUUCAGUGCCUGGAAAGUGGUAUUAUUUGAAAUAUGCUGUGUUUUCGUGCUUGUAUUAUUUUAGAAAAUAUGCGAAUAAAUACAAGGCCGCAGGUCGUGAUGGGCGAGCGGGGCAGGGCGUCAAAGCUAUAGCAAAUCCGGCUGAAAUGGACCGCGCUCAACCUCUAAGCGACCACGCUAAGGCAUUCGACGCUGUGUUCUUUAUCUCGUCAAGGAAAGAUGACUCGGAAAAAGGCAUCUAUGUUGUAAUGGGAUGUGAGCGGCGACCGAUGGGCAUGUGUAACGGAUUAUUUUAUAUUGGGCUUCCAGAGAAAGGUCUACUUUGUAGUAAGAAGAUUCCUGACACGGUCUUAUUUGGUGCUGAAAUUGGUGAAUUUGGCGCAGAAGGAAUUAAGAUAAUUCCAGUGGAGCCUAUGAAGAAAUGGACACUCUCAUACAAAGGGCCUAUGUGGUACCAAAAUGACCCGGAGAAAGUGGUAGACGUGGAAUUCACAGGCGAAUGGUCAGCUACCAGCAAGCACUUUGACUACGAUACCGACUUACAUCCUCCUGCUGUCAUCAGAUCUAUAGCUAGAGAGAAAUGGAGUAAGGAGUACUUCCAAGGACUGAAAACGGCUCAUCAAUCACACUACGAACAGUUCGGGACUCUAAAGUGCAAAUUCAGCAUUGAGAAUGAAAAUUUUGAACUGACGCUUCCAUCCUUCCGGGAUCACAGCUUUGGUCACACCCGCGACUGGUCGCUUAUGCACAGAUACGCUUUCCACCACAUUUUCCUACAAAACGGUGUGAGUCUCAGUGUGGGCGUGAUCUGUCAACCUUGCACUGCGUCCAGAUUUGAAGCCGGUGUAGUGGCAAUGCCAAACGGUGACGUCCAUCCGAUAGAAUGGGUGGAUUUAGAAUUAUAUCAACAUGGCGAAAGUGGCAUCGCACCAAAGGACUACGCUUUCACGUGCAAGGCGGGAGAAAAAGAGUAUACUGUUCAGGUCCUAGUAGAAUACGAAUCAAUCCAUUACGUAUCUGAAGAAUGGGAAGCUCGUAUGGUGGAGAGGUUCUGCAAGUUCGUGGUCAAUGGUACACCAGGCCGUGGGGUAUCAGAGUUCCACUAUCGCUAUAAAGACGGCCGUCCAGAGUCCGUGGCCAAAACCGAUCCCGAGUGGUAUAGGAAAAUGUGCCAUAAGAUCUGAAAUGCAGCAUUGAUUUCAACUGAUAUACUGAAUGUAGUAAACCUUUUGUAUAAAUCGUGUUUUUUGUUUAUCAACAUUUUUAUUUUAUCUAAUUCGCCAUAAAAUAUGAGAAAUCUUUUGAAUCUGUGCGACCGAAUUUGAGGAAUCAGCUAUUAACAGAAUUGCUAUAGAA
Zerene cesonia (dogface butterfly) is the source of this 1458-nucleotide messenger RNA. RefSeq lists its product as uncharacterized. The transcript is spliced from 9 exons. The record is from RefSeq and is a predicted model, not a curated record. The coding region runs from base 15 to 1286 and encodes 423 amino acids. NCBI's taxonomy places the organism in Eukaryota, Metazoa, Arthropoda, Insecta, Lepidoptera, Pieridae.